GAGAACUCUCUUCAGUGUGUUCUGCCGGAGCCGAAGUACAGAAACCAUAUUUACAGGCACAUGUGACAGCGCUGCAGCUAUGAGUGGAAUUUUAAAGGGGAAGUUUGAAGAAAUUGACGGCUCCUCUCCCUACUCGUCUGUACAGGAAUCAGAUGAUGAUGUUUUUAGCUGUGACAGUGUUGAUCGUGUUGAUAGUGUCAAUCCGUCCAUGUCUAAUCAUUUUACCCGAAAAAAUAAGGAGAUAUCAACAGACUGAAAGAAUGUUUCCAGAGGCAUAGAGUCUUCCGGGAAACACUGGAGUUCAUGAGAUCUGAAGGUACAUGUGACAGCGCUGCAGCUAUGAGUGGAAUUUUAAAGAGGAAGUUUGAAGAAGUUGACGGCUCCUCUCCCUGCUCCUCUGUGCGAGAGUCAGAUGAUGAAGUUUCCAGCAGUGAAAGUGCUGACAGUGGGGACAGUGUCAAUCCGUCCACGUCUAAUCAUUUCACCCCUUCCUCCAUUCUCAAAAGGGAGAAGCGGCUGAGAACCAAGAAUGUGCAUUUUAGUUGUGUCACCGUGUACUACUUCACCCGGAGGCAAGGCUUCACAAGUGUGCCCAGCCAAGGGGGCAGCACCCUGGGGAUGUCUAGCCGCCACAACAGCGUGCGCCAGUACACCCUUGGCGAGUUUGCCAGGGAGCAGGAGAGGCUGCAUCGGGAGAUGCUGAGGGAGCACCUCAGGGAGGAGAAGCUGAACUCUUUAAAACUAAAGAUGACUAAGAAUGGCACGGUAGAAUCUGAGGAAGCUAGCACUCUUACAGUGGAUGACAUUUCCGAUGAUGAUAUUGAUUUGGACAACACAGAAGUAGACGAGUACUUCUUUCUACAACCCCUACCAACAAAAAAACGAAGAGCCCUGCUGCGAGCCUCUGGGGUGAAGAAGAUUGAUGUGGAAGAAAAGCAUGAGCUGCGAGCCAUCCGCCUGUCACGGGAGGACUGUGGCUGUGACUGCAGAGUGUUCUGUGAUCCAGAAACAUGUACCUGCAGCCUGGCAGGCAUUAAGUGUCAGGUGGAUCGUAUGUCUUUCCCGUGUGGCUGCACUAAAGAAGGUUGUAGUAACACAGCAGGUAGAAUUGAAUUUAAUCCUAUCCGUGUCCGGACUCACUUUUUGCACACAAUAAUGAAACUUGAACUCGAGAAAAACCGAGAGCAGCAAAUCCCCACUCUGAACGGCUGCCACGGUGAGAUAAGUGCUCACAGUAGUUCCAUGGGCCCUGUUGCUCACUCCGUAGAAUAUUCUAUCGCAGAAAAUUUUGAGAUUGAAACUGAACCUCAGGCUGCGGUGCUGCACCUGCAGUCUGCGGAGGAAUUAGAUUGCCAAGCGGAGGAGGAUGAAGAGGAGGAGGAUGGGAGCAGCUUUUGCAGUGGGGUCACCGAUUCCAGCACACAAAGCCUGGCACCAAGCGAGUCAGAUGAGGAGGAGGAGGAAGAGGAGGAGGAGGAGGACGACGACGAUGAUGAUAAAGGAGACAGCUUCGUGGAAGGUCUGGGCACUCACGCUGAAGUUGUCCCUCUUCCUUCAGUCCUUUGUUAUUCCGAUGGCACUGCUGUUCACGAAAGCCACGCCAAAAAUGCUUCUUUUUAUGCCAACUCUUCAACUCUGUAUUACCAAAUAGAUAGCCACAUUCCAGGAACUGCUAGCCAGAUCUCUGAGAACUAUUCGGAACGAGAUACUGUCAAAAACGGUACCCUUUCGCUGGUGCCUUACACCAUGACCCCAGAGCAAUUUGUUGACUAUGCCCGACAAGCGGAAGAGGCCUACGGUGCCUCCCACUACCCAGCUGCCAACCCCUCUGUAAUCGUUUGCUGCUCCUCUUCCGAAAAUGAUAGCGGGGUGCCCUGCAAUAGCUUAUAUCCCGAACACAGGUCCAAUCAUCCUCAAGUGGAAUUUCACUCAUACUUGAAAGGCCCUUCCCAGGAAGGGUUUGUCCCCACAUUGAAUGGUGACAGUCACCUUUCAGAGCAUCCUGCUGAAAAUUCUUUGAGCCUUGCAGAAAAGAGCAGAUUGCACGAAGAGUGUAUCAAAUCUCCCGUGGUUGAGACUGUCCCUGUUUAGUAGAGCUUAAAUUAUUCUAUUCCAGGACCAACUCUUCUCCUAUUUAAGGAACUGUAUUUAAUUGGAUUUCCUGGGCUCAUCCUUGUUUAAACUGAAGACCAAGAAAACUUGGACUGUGAUUAAUCUUCCAGACUGUAUUUUGUUUUCUCCUUUCUAGCUACACGACUGUGGCAUUGCACAAAUACAGUCACUAUGGGAUUUUAAAAGAUUUCAGACUGUUUUGAUAGAAAAUGCUAAAUUUUAAAAAUGCAUAUCUCACAGUUGCCUACCUGUCAAACUGUGUGAAACCUGCCAAGCUGUGCAGAACAGAGCUCCAAGUUUUGGAUUAUCGGGCCUGUGCAAGAUUGUUAACUAAGACUGGAAAAUAAUAAGAUUUAGAGUCCUAAUUUUCGAUAUAUCUGAAGAUGAUGGUGACUUUUUAAUGUUAAAAGUAAUUAUUGUAAGAAAAAGAUUUGUUUCCUGUGUAUUUUAUUUAUGGUAGUUCAGAAGUCAUGUUUUGAUGAAAAGGAACAGCAGCAUGUUCAUUCAAGCUGAAGAUGCAUAGCUAGCACCACAGAGCAUGCCCACGUGGAUUGCAUCUGGAAUCCACUCACGUUUUUAUGAUCCUGACUCAUCAGAUUUGCAGAUACUUUCUUAAGGGUGAAAUAGGCCUAUUUUUGCUAUUUUGGACAAAUAAAUGAGUCUAUAUGUGCAGGUCCUUACACAGUUUAAAGUUCAGAGUUAGGACAAUCCUCUGGUGAGGGUCCAGUUCACUACCCUCCCUCAGCUGACUCCCAAGACGGAGGUAGAAGGAAUUGCCUUUCUUUUCUAAACAGCAUCAUCUUGUUUCUUAGCUUGGACAGCACCUUUAAACUCCACCAUCCCCUACAUCAAAAUGCACUUUAGUGCCCCUUCACGGUCCCUCGUGUGGGGUGGGGACUGAGAACUCUUUGAAAAGAAAAAAAAAUUAAUUAAAAAUAAAACAAAGAUCUGUAAGUAUUCAAAGGUUCAUAAAGUUAAUGUAGAGGAAUCAUCCAAUGAUACUUAUGAAGGAAAAUGGCUUAUUUUCCUUCACCACUCUGAGGACCUAACUUGGUAAAUGCAGUGGAGGCUGAGGAAAGGUGGAAGAGACAGCCUCAGCUACCAGCCUUUUCUACAGUGUGAUCCAUCCAUCUCUACACAAUAAGUGUACAAUGGGACUUCCACUUAGCGACUAGCUGAUUGAAGGGGGGCCUCUACCCAAAUACUCAACUAGGCCUUACUUUUCUGAAGCAUUUUGAUUUGACUUGCCUGGGACACUUAGCAAAACAGUCCAGAAUGCAUUGCCUACUCUCUGAUUACCUCAUAUUCUCUUAUUCAAGGGAAUAGAUAGAAAUAAGACAUGCACUCCCCACCUGCAGAUUAUCUGCACUUGGUUCAUCGGAGGACUUCUAGGAAACCCUUUUCCUGUAAAUCAAUUUAGGUAACUAAAUAGCGUGUUCUGCUUUUUUUUUCCCCCCAAUGCAAUAUGAUUAUGCUAAACCUCUUUCAUAUUUUUGACCUUCUAUUGUUAUAUCAUUUCACAUGAUUUAUGACUAUUUGAAAUAUGGACAUGCCUUGUUAUCCAGUG
This is a messenger RNA of Sciurus carolinensis (gray squirrel), 3679 nucleotides long. RefSeq names its product cysteine and serine rich nuclear protein 3 (gene Csrnp3). Gene Ontology annotation, biological process: regulation of transcription by RNA polymerase II. NCBI's taxonomy places the organism in Eukaryota, Metazoa, Chordata, Mammalia, Rodentia, Sciuridae. The transcript is spliced from 7 exons. Gene Ontology annotation, molecular function: sequence-specific DNA binding; DNA-binding transcription factor activity, RNA polymerase II-specific. The record is from RefSeq and is a predicted model, not a curated record. Gene Ontology annotation, cellular component: nucleus. Bases 304 to 2091 code for a protein of 595 amino acids.